Prunus armeniaca (apricot) is the source of this 324-nucleotide messenger RNA. Lineage: Eukaryota; Viridiplantae; Streptophyta; Magnoliopsida; Rosales; Rosaceae. The record is from the annotation of a GenBank genome assembly.
AUGGGUCUGCUGCAGAAUAUGCAAAAUCAGAAUAUGAAUUUGGUUUUGUCCACUGAUGCAAAGCCCGGGCUAAAAUGGACUGCAGAACUUCAUCAAAGAUUUGUUGAAGCAGUCAAUCAGCUUGGUGGGGCAGACAAGGUCACACUAAAGAGUUUGAUGAGGGUGACGGGAAUUCAUGGACUCACUCUGUACCACCUAAAGAGCCACUUACAGGCAUUUUUCUCCCUUUUCUUGAAAUACAGGCUAGGGAAAAGCCACCAGUCAGAAAACUGCACUGACAUUAAGAAAGAAGGUCUUAAAUUAUGUCUUACAUGCCGUUCAUAG